Messenger RNA from Saccharomyces kudriavzevii IFO 1802, 753 nucleotides. RefSeq names its product anaphase promoting complex subunit DOC1 (gene DOC1). NCBI's taxonomy places the organism in Eukaryota, Fungi, Ascomycota, Saccharomycetes, Saccharomycetales, Saccharomycetaceae. Bases 1 to 753 code for a protein of 250 amino acids. The transcript has a single exon. Gene Ontology annotation, cellular component: anaphase-promoting complex. The record is from RefSeq and is a predicted model, not a curated record. Gene Ontology annotation, biological process: anaphase-promoting complex-dependent catabolic process; protein K11-linked ubiquitination.
AUGGACCCCAUGGAAAUGAACAGGACAUUGGACCGAUUGGCGCCUCUAGAGCUCAUCAGGCCUGUAAAGAGUUGCCAUAACAAGCCUCCCGUUUUAGUGUUGGAUGACAGAAUAGUAGAUGCCGCAACCAAAGAUCUUUAUGUAAACGGGUUUCAAGAAGAGGCCCAGUAUCAGAACCUUACUCCUGAAAGUUUGCAACAUAUGUUCCAUCAGGGCAUUGAGCUAUUGGACUCGGCGAGAAUGAUCAACGUGACACAUUUGGCGCUUUGGAAGCCCUCAUCUUUUAAAUUGGGGAACCCUGUGGACUGUGCCCUAGAUGAUAACUACGAUACGUUCUGGCAGAGCGAUGGAGGUCAGCCACAUCAGUUGGACAUUAUGUUUAGCAAGAGAACGGAGAUCUGUGUCAUGGCGCUUUUCUUCUCGAUGAUUGCGGACGAGUCAUAUGCUCCCAGCUUAGUAAAGAUGUAUGCGGGGCAUAGUCCUUCGGACGUAACGUUUUACAAGAAGCUCGAAGUGAGAAAUGUGAAUGGUUGGGUGGCAUUAAGGUUUCCUGAUAACAGGGAUGACGAUCAAUUACUGAAAUGCCAAUUCAUCAGACUUUUAUUUCCAGUCAACCAUGAGAACGGGAAGGACACCCACUUGAGAGGCAUAAGGCUAUAUGUUCCAUCCAAUGAGCUGCACCAAGAGACUCACGAGUGGGCACAGACUCUUCCGGAAACCAACAGUUUGUUCCAGGAUGCUAUACUACGGUAG